Caenorhabditis remanei is the source of this 4380-nucleotide messenger RNA. RefSeq lists its product as uncharacterized. Lineage: Eukaryota; Metazoa; Nematoda; Chromadorea; Rhabditida; Rhabditidae. The record is from RefSeq and is a predicted model, not a curated record. Gene Ontology annotation, molecular function: protein binding. The transcript is spliced from 27 exons. The coding region runs from base 1 to 4380 and encodes 1459 amino acids.
AUGACUCAUCCAUUCGUUUCAGGACAAAUAAACGACGACUCUCCAUUAUUCAUCUCCGCUUCCAUCGACAACGCAUUGAAUCUCAAUAUAUCAGUUCAGAAGAAACCAUAUUUCUCGGGAUCAGUGACAGGAUACAAGUUGUAUUAUACGAAAGACUCAAAGCAAACAGUAGAAGAAUACGAGGACUGGAACAAUCAGGAAGUUCUUUCCAAUGACAAUUCAUAUCAUUUUCUGAUUGAUUCGAAGAGAAAUAGCAUUGUAUCAGGAACUGUUUAUCGAGCAAGAGCUACGAUAUUCUUCAAUAAUGUGGAGAGUGUUCCGACGGGAAUCCUUAUGAUCCACACGAGGAAGGCGGCUCCGAAGGCUCCGUUGAUUGUAAAUACGAAGAUUCUACACAACUCGUCAGUUCUUAUUUCAUUUGUGCCGGCUGAUGAUGUCAAUAUUAUUGAGAACUACACUCUGAUGUACAAACAGAUGGAGGACGAGGAGUGGAAAUCCAUAAACUUUCAAUCAGAUGUUGAUGGAAAGGUCCUUCUCGACGGUCUAACUCCCAACCAAACGUACGAAAUCAAAAUGUUUGUCUCCGGAGGAAUAAUCCAAGGGACACCAUCCAAUUCGGCCUCUUUCACCACUAACUCAACUGCCCUGGCUUUGAUUAAAACAGAUCCAGACGAGGAAUACACUGCAGAUCCACAAACAAAUGAGCCAUUGAGCAUCACUUGUACUGUCAAAUCAGUCAGCAAGGCCUCCGUGUUGUGGAAAGUCAAUGGAAUAAAAGUGUCGGUUGAUUCGAGUUUCUACACAGUUGUCACGUCGGUUCAUGAAGAUUUCAUCGAGUCAACUAUUCGUGCGAAAUCUAGAACAAGGUCCGCAAAGUUUACUUGUAUCGCUUCGAAUGAUGCAGGAGAUUCAGCGAAAGAUGUCAAUGUUGUGAUAAAAGGUCCCGGAAGUCCACCUUCUGAAAUUACAUUGGUCGCUGAAAAGAGAGGAUACACGAUAUCAUGGAAACCCCCGUCACAUCCAAAUGGAGAGAUUAAGAAAUACGUAGUCUACCACACAUUGAAUCGAGAGGAUCCACUAUCCGAUUGGAGGAAAAUUGAUUUGGAUGGAUCGGAGUCACUAGUGAGGAUUAUAAUGGAUACGGAGGAGAGUUUCUACGGGAGAGUGCAAGCAGCAACAGAGUUGGGACCUGGAAUUAUUUCAGAUAUUGUGGCGAUGGAGAGAGAUACCCAACCAAUAACAGUGGAAUCAGAUAUCGGAGGAGUUUCUGCUGCUACAAUGGUUGUGGAUCCACGUGAAUUGCUCUCAAUCCAUUGCACCGCCCGUGGUAAGCCCCGCCCAUCGAUAUCAGUUGCAAUAAGUGAUCGAAAGAAUGCGAGUCGGGUAGAAGUUGAUGUGUGGAAUCGAUUACAAGCGACAUCAUCAGGUGGCGUCGUUUCAGCAAUGCACAAUUUCUCGGUGCUCACUUCGAAAUUUGUGCAUUGUCGAGCGAAGAAUUCAGCGGGAAGCAAUUAUUCGACGAUCGAAUUGAAAGUUGAUAAACCUGGUGAUGCACCAACUCAAGUUCAAGUGCUCAGUGUCAAUGCUCUCGAUGCAACCGUAGUCUGGCAUUCACCUCAAUUUCCGAAUUCGCCAAUCGUUAGCUACAUAAUUCUCGCCAGUAACGAUGCAAAAGAAGACAAAAGCUCAUGGCUGCAAUAUGAAUCGAAUGCCAAGGAAACUCAGAUUAAUCGAAUGCUUCUUCCAACUGGAAGUCUCGAAAAAUCAACAGAAUAUUUUGUUUGUGUACGAGCAAAAAAUGCUGCUGGAAUCGGUCCGACGAGUAGUUUGACUUCAUUUGUAACUCUAAACGGAGGCCCGGAUAGUCCACCGGAUAACAUGAAAGUGUUGAUAAAUGAAGCGAAUCAAGUGAUUGUUUAUUGGAAUACACCGAACUCUACGACAGAGGUUACGGGCUACCUAAUCUACUACACUCGAGACUUGAGUCUUUCAAAUGACGACUACAAAAACUGGCAAUCCGUCGAGAUGAACAACAAUUCUACUCGAUACAAAUUUGAUCUUUCAGUCGGUUUGAAACCGAAAACAUUCUAUCGAGUCAGAAUCGCCGGGAAAAAUUCGCAUGCGGAUGGGCCAGCCAGUGACGUUGUCGAGUUUGAAACUGCUUAUUCUGAAGUACCCAUCCCAACUGAUCUGAAAACAGAAGUACUCGAUGACAACACGAUUCAUAUCAAAUUCAGUGCAGUUAGAGAUCCAGAUGAUCAUUCGAAAGCAGUUGAUGAGUACCGAAUCGACCUCGCAGCCACAGAUGACGUUCUCCACGCCCAAUGGAAACAUAUCGAGCCGAAAGCAAUCCGAAUAGAUGAGAUCAGUUCGAUGGUAGAUGUGGAAAUCGAUGGAGAUUCAGUUGAAAAGAAUCGAAUGUACUGGGUGAAGGUGACUGCGAAACUGGAUAAUCCCUCGUGGGGAAUGCACUCUUCGAAGCCAAGAUGGUUCAGGACUGGACAUGGAAAACUAAUGACAACAGUGACAUUAGAAGGGACUCCUCUCAUUGAAAAAGAGCCGAAUCUAUACGAAAAGUUGUCAGUUACAUGUACUGGAAUGGGUAGCCCUGCACCGAUAAUCACUUGGGAAUGGAUGAAUGAAUCGAUUGAAAAUGGAACAGAAGGAUGGGAUAUUCAUAAUGUUCUCUUGGAUGACACUACUGUUGUAUCAAAAAUCACGCGAAACGAUAUCCGAGAAUCUGGAAAUCUGACAUGUAUGGGCAACAAUAACGAGGGAAAUUCAUCGGCUUCCGUCGAAAUCCGUGUUCUCGGUCCAGGAAACCCACCAGAAAAUAUCAAACUAACAGCCUACCGUAACCAAAUCAAUGUGACGUGGCAAGAAUCAACUCUUCCGAAUGGAGAUAUUAUGAAGUAUAUAGUCUAUUAUUCUGAAAAUGAGAACGACGAUUUAUCCGAUUGGAAUAAGUUCGAGACAGCUGAACUGGAGACUUAUGUGGAGGCUUUCGGCCCAUCUACUAAUCAUUUUAUCCGAGUUCAGGCAGUUUCUGACCGUGGACCUGGAAUUAUUUCGGAGAAAUUUUCGUGUCUUUCCGAUGUUUUGUAUGAACCCCUAAAUUUGGAAAUCCUUGCUUCAAACGUCAUGGAAUUCGAAGCGGAACCUAAUCAAAACGUGGAAAUUCAUUGCAAGGGAACCGGAAAGCCAACGCCAAAACUCUAUUAUCAAUUUGGAAAUGAUACAGAAAAACAGUUUGAAGAAGUGGAAUCAACGGAUCCGGAUAGUUUUGAAGCGAAGGCGCCGGAGAUAAAUUCGAGACGAAAUGUGACAGUGACGUGCAGAGCAAGCAAUAAAUAUGAGAAUGUGACAGUCAGCAAAGUUAUUAUUAUUAAGAGACCCGGAGAAGCGCCGAAUAACAUCAGUUGGAGCUUCGAGGAAGAGGACGAUUCGACUCUUUACAUCAACUGGAAUCCAAUUGAAAAUCCUAACGGAGAGAAAUUGGAAUACAAUUUGUACCUUUCGAAUUAUAAAACAAAGGUUUCCGGGCCGCCUGUCAAGAUUCCUGAUAUCCCCCUCGACGUUAACAUUUCCCUCCGAAUCUCUGCUGAAAACGAGUACGGAGAGGGCGAAAAGACCUUCCCAAUUUGGAUUCCAACACCCAACGGUGGCCCGAAAACUGCUCCAAUUCUGUCAUCUCUUCAUGCUCAAGACUCAAAAGUUUACAUUUUCUGGGCAGAACCAAGACUUCCGAAUGGGGAAAUUCAGAAUUAUACAAUUUAUAUUAGAAAAGAAAUUGAAGGAGAAAAGGACGGAGAAGAGGAAGACGCUACGAGGACUGAUCAGACUCCACAAGAAUGGAAGAAGUACACAUAUGGCUCGAAUAUUACUCAUGCUAUAAUUGGAAUCGAUGAGGGACUUGAAGAGAAUGAGAGAUAUCAGAUGAAAAUGACAGCGACGAAUGAAAGACAUGAGGGUCCGGAGACGAAGAUGUACACUUUCGAUUUGAUAUCUUUCGACGAGAACGAUGUCAUCGACAACUUCACAGCUACUGUUAUCAAUUCAACUGUGUUCGUCGAAGUUGAGAAUCCCAUUUAUACAAAGUACAACAUUUACAUUCGUGACGAGGCGAAUAAUCAGACUGUCAAACAUGAAAUCGACGUGGAAACUGGAAAGACAAAGUUCGAUUUUCCGUUUCAAUUGGAUCAUACACUCAGCUAUACCAUCAAAAUGUCUGGAAUGAAACUGGGUCGAGAGAGUCCUCCAUCUGAAGAAAUUGAACUAGAAUUCCUGAAUCCAAAUACAAAGGAUUCAUCUCCUCAGCCACCAACUCAAAUGAAUUCAUCAACAUCUCGUCGAAAAGUUAUCAAAGAACCACCACUUUAA